GAAGACAGGCACUGCAGGCUGCUCUUCUUCUUCUGCACCCCUGUGCCCUGCCCGGGCAUCACAAGGAAGGAAAACUCUCAAAUCCCACCUCUGCUCCACAGUGGGACCGAGGAGAAGACCAAGAAGUUCUGUGCAGGGCAGAGACUUUCACUAUCGCUUUUGGGCUGGCUGCAGAAAUCCUCCCUUUAUCACUGCUGUGCAGUGGGAGGGAAGGUGAAGUGGGGGCUCCGUGCCAGGGCCGGAGGCUGGAGCUCUGCAGAGAGUUGCACAGGGCGAGUAAACAUGUGUGGUGCUCGGGUCCUGCCCGGUAGCAGCAGCAGCCCAUGAUGCUGUGCUUGGAAUGAAGUCAGCCUUCAUCAGCCGAAUAGUUUAUGCAUGAAUCGAAACUUCAGACCUGGCAGGGUGGGGGAACGUGCAGGAUCUGUGCUCUUUUAAAAUGCUGGAGCCAAGGCAGGAGGAGGGGAUAGAGGAAACAGCAGGAAAAUAAGACUGAGGAAGAGAGGAGAGAUUUGAGAAGCUGGAUGAGUUGUUCGCUCUGUUAUUGCAAGGAGCCAAGUUCCUUAAGCAUCUCCUGGUGGAUAUUAAGAGGGAGCUGUGGAGGCUGGACCGUUCCCCUGGACACUCGCAUGCUGUAGCUUUAAGACUGUUUUACAGAGGACUCAGGAUUUCCAGUUUUCCUGCGCCUGGUGGAGUAUUUCAGGGAGUUACAGGAUUUUUCGGGUCAUGCACCCCCUUUUCCUUUUUUCUUUCUCCUUUCUCUUCCUCUCCUAUUCUUCCUUUUCAUUUCAAAGAGACAAAGCUACUUCAGUUUGGAGCACAAACAUAUGAUCAGCACAUGGAAAUGUGGUAAUUUGGAUGCAUUCAUGAUUACAACAGAUUGAAGAAAUUAGACCAGACAAAGAGCUUUUUUUGGAAGAGGAGGAGGCAAGGAAAGGAGGGAGGGAGAGUGGGGGAAAGAAGGGGACGCCACUGAAAAAAGGGACGGCCGUGACACGCGGAUGCUAAAUAUAUCCUGUAGUAAUGGAGAGGGACCGGAUUUCAGCUCUGAAAAGGUCUUUUGAGGUUGAGGAGGUAGAUCAGUCUUCAAAUUCCUCCACCCCACAAAGACGGACCCCAAACCCCCUCCUCAGGUCCACUGUGUCCAGCUCCACACAGAAGUUUCAGGAACUUGGCGCCAGGAAUUCGGAGCCAUCAGCCCGACAUGCAGACCCCACAGGCCAAAGAUCACCCAAACCCUCUCUGAGGAGAGUGGAGCUGGCUGGACCCAAAAUGCCUGAGCCAGUGUCCAGAAGAACAGAAAUCUCCAUUGACAUCUCAUCCAAGCAGGUGGAGAACUCCACCCCGGGGUUGUCCAGGUUUGGCCUCAAAAGAGCAGAUGUGCUGGGCCACAAACCCCCCGAGCCCACCCCAAGGAGGACUGAGAUCACUCUCGGCAAGCCCCAGGAGCCGGGUCUCCGGAGGGUGGAGGCACCGCCAUCCAAGAUCCCCGAGAUGCCCCAGCGAAGAGCUGAGGCGGCCGCCGCUCCUGUGCCCGACGUGGCCACCAAGCGCGUGGAAAUUCAGGUAGCAAAGGCUGCAGAGGUCCCAGCUCCACCAGCGCGGCAAGUGGAGAGCUCAGAGCCUCCCCUGGCCACCCAGCCUCCCCCAGCAGAACCAAAGCCCCAGCCAGUGCUGAUGGAGAGCCCACCAAAGAGAGAAGAUGGUCCAGAGGCAGUUCCCAGCCACGCACCCGGCAUGACGGACGUUCCGCGGGAUGCCGGCCCCAAGCAGGCGGCGCCGACGCGGCCGGACAAACCGGCUGCAGACUUCGGCUACGUGGGGAUAGAUGCCAUCCUGGAGCAGAUGAGGCGGAAAGCCAUGAAGCAGGGCUUCGAGUUCAACAUCAUGGUCGUGGGUCAGAGUGGCUUGGGGAAAUCCACGUUAAUCAACACCCUCUUCAAAUCCAAAAUCAGCCGGAAAUCUGUACAGCCAACUUCUGAAGAGCGGAUCCCCAAGACCAUUGAAAUCAAAUCUAUCACUCAUGAGAUUGAAGAGAAAGGAGUUCGCAUGAAGCUGACAGUCAUUGACACCCCGGGCUUUGGAGACCACAUCAACAAUGAGAACUGCUGGCAGCCCAUCAUGAAGUUCAUCAACGACCAGUACGAGAAGUACCUGCAGGAGGAAAUCAACAUCAACCGGAAGAAGCGGAUCCCCGACACGCGGGUGCACUGCUGUAUAUACUUCAUCCCGGCCACCGGCCACUCGCUCCGACCGCUCGACAUCGAGUUCAUGAAACGCCUGAGCAAAGUGGUCAACAUUGUCCCCGUGAUUGCGAAAGCCGACACGUUAACGCUGGAGGAGAGGGACUACUUCAAACAGAGGAUAAUGGCUGAUCUUCUUGCCAAUGGGAUCGAUGUGUAUCCUCAGAAGGAGUUUGAUGAAGACUCUGAAGAUCGGCUAGUGAAUGAGAAAUUCAGGGAAAUGAUCCCAUUUGCAGUAGUGGGAAGUGACCAGGAGUACCAGGUUAAUGGAAGAAGAAUCCUUGGAAGGAAGACCAAGUGGGGCACCAUUGAAGUGGAGAACACGACACACUGUGAGUUCGCCUACCUGCGGGACCUCCUCAUCAGGACGCACAUGCAGAACAUAAAGGAUAUUACCAGCAACAUCCACUUUGAAGCCUACAGGGUGAAGAGGCUGAACGAGGGCCAGAGCUCGCUCUCCAACGGCGUGACCGACAAAGAGCUGGUGGCUCACGAAAUGUAACCGUCUCGCUCCGUAGCCAGGACCUUGCUCGCUCACGCUCGCUAUUUCUCCCCUUUUCCCUCUUUAUUUUUAUAUAAAUCCUCUGCCACUGUCCCUCUUCCCACCCCCCCUAGCCCCCUGCCAAUGUUAACUGACCAAAUAACCAGACGCUGUCUCUGUCGUGCGGAGCGGAGUGACCGCUCGCUCCCACCUGCUCCAUGGCUCGGGUUUUCUGCUCAGCACCCCCCAGCAGCCCUGGGCUGGGGACCUGUCCCCUGCAGAGGUUGGGCUCUCACUGGCCCCCAGUGUUGGCUUGACAGCCAAGCUCAGGGGAGCAGAUCUGAGGGCCCGGCAGGGUUGGGAUGCCCCCAGGAGCCCUGCCUGCCCAUCCAUGCAGAGGCUCUUCUCCGUCCGUUGAAGGCAAGGGUUCCUCCAGGUGAACGUAGCCUUUGGAAGCAAGGUACUGGUAUGAAGAGUGCAAGACGGUGCCAUCCUUGUCUCCUGCCACCUCCUCCAAGCCCUCUGCAGCCCUUUGGGAACCACCAGCCCCCAACCCAGCCCCUCUACCUUGCCUACAUGCAAUAAACUGGGAGUGUUUAGGUGUCACCUCGCCUGUCACUGACCCCCGGCCAGGCAGAGUGACCUGCUUUGGGAGAAGUGCCUUUUCAGACUGUUACCUUGCAAUAGCCUGGGAGUGGGAAGGGAGGGAGGGCUGCCUUGUCUGUCUUUACAGCCUACAAAAGGUCUGCAACACUUUGUAGAGACUCCUUUUUCCUCUCCUUUGGGCCACAGAUGUGGCUGAUGUCCUGGGAACAUUCGUAUAUUUAUUUUUCAUUCAGUUGGGUGGGUUUUUUUCUGCUGAAGGCUCCAAGUGUGUUUGUCCAAAGGGGGCUGAGAGGGGAACAUCUCUGCAAAGCGGUGGUGGGAGAUGGAUGGCUGUCCUGUCUGACCUGUGUGAUUCUUGGGCUUUUCCCUAUGUCAGGAGGCUGUUGGGUAUUUUUUUAUUUCUUUUUUAUUAUUUCUUUGAUCCCCUGUGUGACAUGUCUGUGUAACACACUCCUCUGUUCUGCUAGUCCUUGUGCAAGGGGUUUGUCCCUGUGCAGACCGAGCCCCGCAGCCGUGGGGAGGGCUGGGGCAGUGUUUGUGGGUGCUGUGCCCCAUGGCCCCCCCUGCUCUGCCCCUCAUCACCUCCUCUUUCAAUGAGUCUCCAGUAAGUAAGACCCUGCAAGGGGGAGUUGGUGAAAUAACACCAUGACACAGCAGCAGGUGGUCCUGGAGCAGAGCUCUGCAGUCCUGCCCCCUCCCCAGCUCUGCUUGCCUUUCUGUUGUCUGCCCCGUCAGUCUCCGUAUCCUCUCUAAGGGAGAAAACUUUCUGCAAAUCACCUUUUUUGGUUUUUUUGAGGGGAGGGCACAUCCCAUAAUGGCAGCGUGUCCCACCCUCUAGCACUGGAAGGCACCUGCAAAGCCCACCUGAUGGUCUCCACAGAGGGCAGAGCCACCUUCUUCAGCACAGGUGACCAGAAGGAAGAAGGUUGCUCUCCUUCUUGGUGGGCAUGCCCAGAUAACCUUGCUCAGCGGGGGGUUUGCAGGGGCUCCCCACACACAUCCCCCCCACCCCAGCAGCCAAAGGGGUGUGUGUGGGGAGGAGCACCACAAGGAGAACCCACUCUCCCCCUAACUCACAUUUCUCCCCCUGCUACAGCACGACUGUUGGGGAAGAACAACUCUCUACUUGCUGACUUGCUAUAUUUUAGCAAAAACAAGACCCAAAAAGGUGUAUUAAAUGAAAAUAUAUAUAUAUAUAUUUCAAGUGUUAAAGAAAAAGACUAUGAAAGGGGAGAAUAUCUCUUGUGUGAGGCACUUCUGCAAAUAUCAUCUUAAACUUUUCUUUUCCUCUAGUUGAUAUCUCAAGCUGGGUCAAGCAAGACACGCUGCUUUCUCCUUUGUAACCUGAUCUAUUUUUUUUGAAGAAAAAAAUAAAUAAUACAAUUUAAAAAAAACAACAACAACAACCCAAAACACAAAAACAAAUCAUCCAGAUCUAUUCAAAUGGCCUUUUGGGGGUUCUAAGCAUUAUGACAAAUUUAGUCCCUUUUUUUUUGUAUAAAUAAUAGUGUUUAAUAUGUAUUUCCCAAAAUAAAUGUUUCAAAUGCAACUAGAA
Molecule: messenger RNA, 4882 nt
Organism: Apus apus (common swift)
Lineage: Eukaryota; Metazoa; Chordata; Aves; Apodiformes; Apodidae
Gene: SEPTIN9
Product: septin 9
Exons: 11
Coding region: 1021-2742 (573 amino acids)
Biological process (GO): cytoskeleton-dependent cytokinesis
Cellular component (GO): cell division site; microtubule cytoskeleton; septin complex
Molecular function (GO): GTP binding; GTPase activity; molecular adaptor activity
Source: RefSeq, a predicted model, not a curated record